AAUCGCAACCAACGUACCUUACGUUGAAACGUACGUAAUACGUUGAAAACAUGCGUAUUACGUUGAAAAUCCUGCGUACCUUACGUUGACAUUCGUGCGUAUUAUGCAGGUUGGAAAUUGGUCGUACCUUACGAUGGAAAAUCAUCGUAUUACGCACGAAAACCAACGUUCUUCUGAGCGCGUUCCAGCCUUGAGGCAACCUAAGAUUCGAGAGAAGGCCUGGUCGGUCCGUUCUGCGACAGUUAUUUCACCGCUGCCUGGAAAUGGACCAAGUUGCGCUGUUGGCGUUGCCGGACGAAGUGCUGCUGGCGGUGCUGGCCCACCUGUCGCCGCGGGAGCUGCUGGGUUGCCGCGUGCAGUGCCGGCGCCUCAGAGACCUGUGCCUGCACCGGCGGCUGUGGACGGCGGCCUGCGUGUCUGACCUGGGCGUGCUGCGCGCCGCGCUGAGCCUCGCGCCGUGCCUGCGCCAGGUGACGGUGAGGGCGAGCGAUCUCGAGGCCGUGGCCUGCCUCGUGCAAGGCAGCGCUUGCGUCGUCACGAUGCUGCGGCUGGACGUUCUCAGCCCGAGCGACGCGGCCCUCGCCACCAUCAUCGUCAACAAGCUGUCCUCUGUCGGCGGAGUGAGGAAUCUCUGCCUGAACAUCGGCUGUCCCUCGGCGAGUCCGACCCUGCCGACGCUUCUCAAGGCGAUCCUCUGCAUCCAAGGCAUCGAGGAGCUCACCGUCAACCACGGCCACCGUGUGCCUUUGCCGGCGCCCUGGUGUGAGGUGCCGGUGCGGCCCUCGCUCACUAAGCUGGCACUCUCUUCGAGAGCGGGGGGUCCCUUCAUGCACCAGCUGCUGAGCACACACGCGGCCACCCUUCAGGACGUGUCCAUCCCUCGCUUGGCCGAGGCGGAGGUCCCCACUGCCCUGCUGGGCGAACUGCCACAGCUGCGUCGCUUGGCUUGCCGCGCCACUCAAAGCUUGUCGGAGUUGGCCGACCAUCCCAGCCUCGCGCAAAUCCAACUGUUCGGGGGCGACGUCGCCUUCCCGGACGGCGCUCGGGCCCUCCUGCGAAGAGCCCCCCACUUGCGGGCCCUGGAGUUCCAUGGCGCCUCGGGGAUCAGCUCGGCGGCGGAUCUGCGGGAACUGGCCGGGUCGCGGUCAGCCCCUCUCCUCGAAUCGCUGAUUGGUGUCGGCGGUGCGCCCGAAGUCCUGGAGCAGCUAGCGCCACUCUUGCCCCGGUUCUCCUCGCUGCAGUGCCUGAAUCUGGCCUCGGCUCCCCCGAACCUCCUCAGGGCCAUCAGCCCCGAGUCGCUCCCCAGCCUUUCGACGCUGAGCUUGACCUGUCCGGAUCAAGGCACGUGUCUCCACGCGUGGCUCCACGAUCCGGCCAUCCAGGACCUCCUCCUGCGGAACCCCCGCCUGCACCUCCUGCACUGCGGCCUGCUCGACGUCCCCCAGGGCUGCGCGUGUGUGUGGUGCCGCUGGGGCUGCCACGCGCGGCUGCGCAGCGGAUGGCUGUACUCGGCACACCCCGGUGCCUGUCCGAGGAACUGCUUCCAGGUGGCCGGCCCCUCUCGCUCGUCCCCGUGACCCGGCCAGCCGUUCACCUCUGAUUUCACUACAAACCUAACUGUCUACUAAGUACACACUUACAAAUGCAUGCCUGCAAGUACACACUUGCAAACGCAUGCU
Thrips palmi is the source of this 1679-nucleotide messenger RNA. RefSeq lists its product as uncharacterized. Bases 264 to 1577 code for a protein of 437 amino acids. The record is from RefSeq and is a predicted model, not a curated record. Gene Ontology annotation, molecular function: protein binding. NCBI's taxonomy places the organism in Eukaryota, Metazoa, Arthropoda, Insecta, Thysanoptera, Thripidae. The transcript is spliced from 3 exons.